Molecule: messenger RNA, 1372 nt
Organism: Pogona vitticeps (central bearded dragon)
Lineage: Eukaryota; Metazoa; Chordata; Lepidosauria; Squamata; Agamidae
Gene: ADPRH
Product: ADP-ribosylarginine hydrolase
Biological process (GO): protein de-ADP-ribosylation
Molecular function (GO): magnesium ion binding; ADP-ribosylarginine-[protein] hydrolase activity
Source: RefSeq, a predicted model, not a curated record
CGUCCCGUUUCGGCGCCUCCGUCCCGCCCCCCCGGAGCUAGAGUAUCGGUCCUUCCCGUUUCGAAAGGCCGAGGCGGCGGCGACCAGCGCGGGCUCCUCCUUCCUCUCGCUUGACUGGCUCGAGGCGGGCGAUUGGCGGCUGCCGGGACCAGGGCGGCCCCCUCUCGCUUCCUUCUUCCAGAGACUCUUACAUUCGGUGCAAAGGGGAUUUCCACCUAGGGCGUUUCACAGGCUCGGCCGUCGCAGCAGCGAAACUUCUCGGCAAAUCAUGUGUUCCGGCCUGCUGGAGAACUAUGUGGCUGCGAUGGUGCUGAGUGCAGCUGGAGAUGCCCUGGGAUUUUGCAAUAGAAAAUGGGAGUUCCAGCGCAACGGGGAGAAGAUUCACCAAGAAGUGGCUGAAAUGGGCGGUGUGGCCAAAAUCGAUGUGGCAGGCUGGCGGGUCAGCGAUGAUACUGUCAUGCAUUUGGCUACUGCGGAAGCCUUGGCAGCAGCUGGGAAUACAUCAGAUAUCACCCAUUUGUAUAAACUCAUUGCAGCCAACUACAGGGACUGCAUGGAUGACAUGUCUGGACGAGCUCCAGGUGGUACUUGCAUGGAAAAUGCACUGAGGUUGGAUCCGGACAAUCCAGCUAGUUGGAUACCCAACUUCAGUAAAGGAGGCGGCGGCUGUGGAGCAGCCAUGCGUUCAAUGUGCAUCGGACUGAGAUAUCGUCACCCAGAACAACUAGAAACCUUGAUUGCUAUCAGUAUAGAGAGUGGACGCAUGACCCACCACAAUCCUACUGGCUACCUUGGAUCCUUGGCUUCUGCUCUCUUCACUUCUUAUGCUGUGAAUCGUAAGCCAAGCCAUGAGUGGGGGAAAGGGCUGAUGGAGGUGCUGCCAAAGGCCAAAAGUUACAUCAAGAGCUCUGCUUCCUGUGUGGAACAGAACUUGAAGCACUGGAAUUACUUUGAAAGUCAGUGGAAAAAAUACCUGGAAACAAGAGGCAUUUCAGAUGGGAAGUCCCUUCCAUCCUUCCCUGAAGUAUACGGUGUGAAAGAGAGAGAUGAGUUCUACGUGUCCCUGAGUUUCUCUGGCUGGGGAGGCAGCAGUGGACAUGAUGCUCCGAUGAUUGCUUAUGACGCCUUCCUUGGCUCUUCCAACUGGACUGAUCUAGCUAAUCGGGGCUUUUUCCAUGGUGGGGACAGUGAUUCUACUGCAGUUAUUGCUGCCUGUUGGUAUGGGGCAAUGUAUGGCUUCAGAGGGGUUAGUGCAAGUAACUAUAAGGAAAUUGAAUACAGAGACCGACUGGAAAAAGUAGCAAGGGAACUGUAUCAUCUCAGCUUGAACGCAGAGCAGUAAAAUGGUACAGUGGUGCCCCAUUUGACACCC